AUGAGGUCAUUGGUAUUUGUUGAUGUCGUGCCUUUGAUAUGGGACGGUUUAUAUCCAAGAGACCAAACGGAACCAGACAUAGAAUAUCGUAAAGAACGAUUUGUCAUGUGGUCCGCUUGGUUCAUUAAAGACGGAGUCGAGUAUUAUUUCGAAUUCGUUUGGUUAUUAUCCUUGAUCAAAAGUAUGCCAAUGUUUAAAAAACCUUUUGAGGCAUUCUUGAAUGGAACCGAUCCUUAUUCGCUUGGAUAUACCAUUGAACGAAUACGAACAAGAAACUCUAAAAAGAAGCCAAUGGCUUCUAAAUACCCAAAACGAAACUGUGAACAUCCAGGUCGAAGGUGGAAGCGAUAA
Naegleria lovaniensis is the source of this 351-nucleotide messenger RNA. RefSeq lists its product as uncharacterized. The record is from RefSeq and is a predicted model, not a curated record. The transcript has 3 exons. The coding region runs from base 1 to 351 and encodes 116 amino acids. Lineage: Eukaryota; Heterolobosea; Eutetramitea; Acrasida; Naegleriidae.